Messenger RNA from Gavia stellata (red-throated loon), 1388 nucleotides. It is a transcript of the gene ZC2HC1A, whose product is annotated as zinc finger C2HC-type containing 1A. The transcript is spliced from 10 exons. NCBI's taxonomy places the organism in Eukaryota, Metazoa, Chordata, Aves, Gaviiformes, Gaviidae. The coding region runs from base 1 to 1281 and encodes 426 amino acids. The record is from RefSeq and is a predicted model, not a curated record.
AUGUCAUCAAGGCAAAUUCAGAAGAACAAGAAGAGGUAUUCCAAAGCAUUACAGUGUGCUUAUGAUAGACCUCUCUUUCCUGGUGCUAAUCCCAUGAUCAGGGCCAAGCAACUAGCUGUUGAAGAGACCAAUAAUGAAGGGAUUUGGUGGCUCUUACCGGCCGCCCGGGCCCGCCCGCCCGCGCUGCCCGGCCAAUGGGAGCGGCGGUUGUUAGCGGGCCGGGAGGUGGCGGCGUUGCCACAGCAGCGGCGGGGCCGGUGGCGGCGGUGGUCGGGGUGCGCUAUGGAGGGGCUGGAAGGUGAGGUUACAGUGCAAACUGGAGAUCUGUUGCCAUGUAGGAUCUGUGGAAGGACUUUCUUUCCAGCAGCACUGAAAAAGCAUGGACCCAUUUGCCAAAAAACUUCUGCCAAGAAAAGGAAGACAUUCGAUUCGAGCCGACAGAGAGCAGAAGGAACUGACAUUCCCACAGUAAAACCUCUUAAGCCACGGCCAGAACCACCCAAAAAACCUUCCAACUGGAGACGAAAGCACGAGGAAUUUAUAGCAACUAUACGAGCAGCCAAAGGGCUUAAUCUUAAAGAUGGUGGAAAACUCCCUCCACCACCUCCGCCAUCAUAUGACCCUGAUUACAUUCAGUGUCCAUAUUGUCAGAGGAGAUUUAAUGAAAAUGCAGCUGACAGACACAUCAAUUUCUGUAAAGAACAAGCAGCACGUAUUACUAAUAAGGGGAAAUUGGCAGCUGAUACCAAAGGGAAGCUUCCUACUCGAACACAGUACAAACCUGCUGCAGUUAAGAAGAUGCCUUCUGUAGGAUCAACACCAUCAUCAUCAUCAUCACGCUUACCACAGCCAAGUGGUGUUAGCAAAACUGUUGUAGGUGCCUCUUCAAGUAAAGCACUAUCUUCAUCUGGAUCCAGUGGGAGCAAAAUUCAGACAUUAUCACCAGCUCAUAAAAACUCAUUGGGAAUGGUGAACCCACAAGCAGGAGGUGCAACAAAAACACGGACAUCAACCCCUCCUAGUGUGGCAAGAACCAUGAGCACGGGUGCUCUAACAAACAAAAGAAAAACUAGCAAUUCAGACAAUUACUCAAGGUCUGACGGUAAAAUUGGGUAUGACAGUGGAGACUACCCAUCCUCAGUCAAUGGAGGAUAUUCAAAAAGCAGCGAAGGAAAUUCACCUGUACAGUUAUCAAAGUUCUGCCAUGAAUGUGGAACAAGGUAUCCAGUGGAAUGGGCGAAGUUUUGCUGUGAGUGUGGAAUUCGAAGAAUGGUUGUGUGAACACAUUCUUAAAAGCAAAAAGAAAAUAAGAAAUCGGAAGCAUCUGCUAUUUACUGCUGCAUGGAAAGCUAAAGCACUCCUUCCAGUUAGACCUCAUGCUGCAAACA